Messenger RNA from Zalophus californianus (California sea lion), 3196 nucleotides. It is a transcript of the gene IQCK, whose product is annotated as IQ motif containing K. The transcript has 8 exons. NCBI's taxonomy places the organism in Eukaryota, Metazoa, Chordata, Mammalia, Carnivora, Otariidae. Gene Ontology annotation, molecular function: protein binding. Bases 114 to 830 code for a protein of 238 amino acids. The record is from RefSeq and is a predicted model, not a curated record.
AGCUCUACCGCGACCCGGAAGUUAAUCUCGAGUCGCUGGCCCGCCUCCUUGAAUUCCAGCUCUUUCCGGGUCAUAGCCUCGCGGGGAGAGCGGUUGCUGUGGAAACCGCGGCCAUGGCGGCACCGGGUCCGGAAAGUAGUCGCACCGCCCAGCGCGAGGAGCCGGCCCGCCCCGCAGAGUCCUCGGACACUGUCCGGAAGCCAGUGCCCAUCGUGUCCGCCGUGUCCCCCGAGCUACCCUUCUCGCCAGGACAGGGCGUGGAGCCUCCGGGCAAGAACCUGUGGGAGCAGAUCUGCGAGGAGUAUGAAGCUGAGCUGCCUCCCUUUCCAGAGGGAUAUAAAGUCAAACAAGAAGCUAUGAUUACUGUUUCACCAUUAGAGGAAAUGGUUCUCCAUGGCUUCAAUACAGAGUACCUUUAUUCAGUUCCUCAUUUGAUCAUGGACUUGCAUUUACCCUGUCCUCAAGUUAAGUUGGAAACAGUCGAUCCAAAAACAUGUUCCCCCAAGGAAUAUUUGGAAACAUUCAUCUUUCCAGUUCUGCUUCCUGGAAUGGCUAGCCUGCUUCACCAAGCAAAGAAAGAAAAAUGUUUUGAGAGAAAAAGAACCAAGUUCAUUGCCUGUGAUUUUCUGACCGAGUGGUUAUACAAUCAAAAUCCAAAGAGGAUAAGGGAGGCUUUCACAGAAUUCUUCUCCAUUCCGUUUGUGGACCAGUGGCUGAAGCAUCAUCCCCGGCCGCCGAUCCCACUCUCCCUCCUGCUGACAGAAGAAGAGGCAGCUCUGUGCAUUCAAUCCUUCUGGAGAGCCUAUCUGCUGUUUCGAUAUUGUGAAUGAAGCUGGUCCUCUGAACACUCUCUGAAGUGUGAUUGGUGAUAAACUGCAUUACCACAUCAAUGGUGCUCUUCUGCCGCUGAAACACUGGAUGUUACAGGGAAUAGAGAAAACUCUGCUCUCUAUUUUAACUAUGAAGUUCAAAUGAGGUUCCCAUGGGCCAUAAGGAUUGAAAUUUCUUUAAUGAUUUAGGAGGCAGAGACCAGAUAAAUCCACUGAAUAUUGAUUCUGUCUAAAUAAGCUUCAGGUGUUUUAUGCUUUCUGCGCAUUUGUUUUAUUUUAUUCUGUCUAACUAGCCUAGACUCCAGGGUGGCAUACAAUCUCCCCUCCUCCCAGGAUCAACGCCCCCUCCAGGCACUGUGACAGCUGACAGUCACAAAGCCCAUCAAUCAUUACUGUUUUUGUUCAUUUGGUGAACAAUACAGUGCAAGGUUGCUCCAGCAGCUCCUUUGUGGCUUUGCAAAAAAAAAAGACUGGCGAUCCCGAUUUCCACCUGCAGAGAACAAUGAGAAUCUGUGCACUUAUACCUUUGUCUACUGUGCAGUGAGCUGGGGUGGAUGAGGCACCCCCAAGGAGAAACAGCUUGUUAUAAACAAAGAGUACAGGUUUAGAGUUGGACAGUCCCUCUCCCCUUGGCUGUAGAGGUGGGUCUCUGCCAGCUCGGCCACUGGAGUAUCACAUCCCUCUGGCUACAGGGAUUAGUUCAUGAUGGGCAAGGGACCUAAAUCAGGCCAGUCAUACCUAGUGAAACCAUCCUGGGAUCUCACAGGAGAUAUUGAGACAGAGCAGCUUGCUUUGCAUGGGGGUAGUUGGGAGGCCAGACUGUCCACAAACAUCUUGCCACUGAGUAAAGAACCUGACAGAAAAGUGACUGCAGAGGCAAGGGAGCUGGGAGCGAGGAGGGGGCUGAGACUUUAAGGCCGUGGAGCACCUGGAUUUAGCGGUGCCAAUGCGUCCCUUCCAGAUGGAUUUCUGUCACAAUCUAGAGUCCUGACAAUGAUUGUUUUCAACACAAAAAGUUCUAGACUCUUGAUUACUUGCACAUGAGGGGGGAUAUUGGCACAAAAUAAAAAUCUGGGUCCACUCGUGCAGAGAAACCAUUCCACUUUGUCCCAGGGAAAGACUGUGUCCUGUAUCGACUUGCUCAUAGCUGGAGAGGGGAAGCCUACCCCAAGGAGCAAAAUUUUUUUAAACAUAUCUAUUAUUUUUAUUGUUUAAAUAAUACAUUUCCAUUGUAGAAAAAAGGAUAAUACAUAGAAGUUUUUAAAAAAAUUUUAAUGUAUUCAUCCUUCUAGAAUUUUUCCGUUCAUAUAGGAAUUUUUUAAAGCAAAAUUGUGAGGCCAACACUGUUUUGUGCCUGCUUUUUCCCCUUAGUGACAUACUGGGGAUCUCCUUUUUUGUCAGUACACAAAGGUCUGUCUCACAAAUUGUAAUGGCUCUGUGAUAUGAAAUUUAUUUAACCAGAGUUAGACAUUCCAGUUUUCUCUUCUAUAGAAAACAUAUUAUGAAAACAUCCUUGUUCAUAUGUCCUUGAACACUUAACUGAUUCUCUUUAUAAGGUUAAUUGCUAGAAGUGGAAUUGAUGGCUCAAAAAGUAAGCACCUUUUUUCAGAGUUUUGCCAAUUACUGCUAUAUUACCCUCUACAGAGGCUAGAGACUAGCCUCUAGACCUAUUUACAUGUACCAGCAAUAUAUACAAGUGUGCCUUGGUGUAGGUCUUGUUGGGAGAGUAAAGAGAGGAAGAAGUAAGAGACUGGGACCUGAAGUAUGUCUAAGGAUGUUGGAGUUGCAUGGACACUGUGCAGGAGUGUAUAAACAGGUAAAACCAUGUGUCCACAGUUGUAUGGGUUGUCUACUGCACAACUCUGGGGAGUACCAUUUGCUACCAAUACAGCAGACCUCUGAGUCUAGAAGAAGCCUGGGAAGUGGUGACUGAGUGACCACUUGUUUUAUCUUUCUUUUAAUCCCACUGGCCUAGGUAUCUCUUGACCUAUUCUGAUAGCUAGAGGCUGGAUAAGUGAAGAUUGUAUCUGUGAUACAAUCUAGAAGCUCUACCAGAAUCAGAGUUACAAUCCAGAAUCAGAGUUUUCUUCCUGAAAGCGUGCGGCAAGUUUUAGAUUAAGUAAAAUGUAAAACAAUUAAUAUUCAAUAACAUAGUAAUUAUAAAAUAAAUACUGGGCAUUUACUCAAUGGACUAUUAUGUCAACAUUAAAAAUAAUAAACAGAGCAUAGUAACAAGAUGGAGAUUGCCAUAGGAUAUUAGGUGAAGAAAGAAUAAAAUGUCUUAUAUGUAGAUUACUUAUAAUUAUGUUAAAAAUAUGGAUAUGUAGGGGCGCCUGGGUGGCUCAGUCGUUAAGCAUCUGCUUUCA